AUGCGAAAAUGUGAUGGCUUGCGCGAUGUGGGAAAUCUGAUGGAUUUGUCUUUGGAGGAGUGCUUACAACGCUGCCUAGAGAAUCCUGUUUGUACCAGUGCCACUUGUAAGGUCCACUUUAUAAUAUAACUAUAUUUAUCGUUCUCAGCAUCUCGAUGCCCUUGCUUUCCCUUGUAUUCUGUUCAUGGGACGAAGCAAAGGGGUCCUCGAGAUGAGGGAGCCGAGAUCAUGAUAGAUGCUGACUCUAACAUUUGGAGUGCUAGUGGGAACCGCUGUUUUCUGUCUUCCAUCUGCGACCGAAGUGUCUCGACGUCCGACUAUCGCUUCAUGUUAUUCGAGAAAGCUGUGGUGGCUUCUGGGGGUCCAGCAACGACAAGUGCCUCUGGAGCAGUUGUAGGGAAAGACAAUGAUCGUUGGGAGGUAGAUGAUUUUUCUACUACCUAUUUCUCGAGUAAUAGGUCCUCUGAGAAAUCCCAGGGCCCCUUAAUGUGGGUUGCGGAGUGGACGCCCCGAGUAGG
Messenger RNA from Amoebophrya sp. A25, 518 nucleotides. NCBI's taxonomy places the organism in Eukaryota, Dinophyceae, Syndiniales, Amoebophryaceae. The record is from the annotation of a GenBank genome assembly.